Molecule: messenger RNA, 5957 nt
Organism: Dromaius novaehollandiae (emu)
Lineage: Eukaryota; Metazoa; Chordata; Aves; Casuariiformes; Dromaiidae
Gene: GATAD2B
Product: GATA zinc finger domain containing 2B
Exons: 12
Coding region: 337-2112 (591 amino acids)
Biological process (GO): negative regulation of transcription by RNA polymerase II
Cellular component (GO): NuRD complex
Molecular function (GO): sequence-specific DNA binding; zinc ion binding
Source: RefSeq, a predicted model, not a curated record
UCCCCCUUUUCUUUUGUUUAAUAUAACAGUACGGCGCAUGAUUGGCAGGGAAGUGCCCGUUUUGAGACAGGGCUUCGGCAGGUCCCCGGAGGGGGAUGGCACGGGGGCCGCCCCUGCUCUUCCGAGGGGGCUCUCGUAAAAAAGGCGCUCUCUGCCCGCCCGCCCGCCCUCCCCCGGCUCGCUCUCCGCUCCCGUUCCCCCCUUCUUUCCUCCCUGUCUCUAAUUUUCUUGACAACUAGAGGAGGCAGCAGGAAUAUUGUACCUUGUGCGACUGGAAUAUUGGAAGUCAGAUGUGCGAAAGUGGCUUUUGAACAGCGAGAGUGGAGCAUAUUAAGGAUGGACAGAAUGACAGAAGAUGCUUUGCGCCUGAACCUCUUAAAACGGAGCUUGGACCAAGCGGAUGACCGGGACGAUGUCCUGGCAAAAAGGCUAAAAAUGGAAGGACAUGAGGCGAUGGAGCGCCUGAAGAUGCUGGCACUGCUGAAGAGGAAAGACCUCUCAGGCAUCGAGGUGCCCCACGAGCUCCCAGUAAAACAGGAUGGUGUGAAAGUCUAUGAAGAAAAGCUGAAUGGGAGCCUUAGGCCCCAUGGGGAUGGCAGGACUGCAGGGAGGCCAGGGAAGGAAAACAUUAACGAUGAGCCGGUGGAUAUGAGCGCAAGGAGAAGUGACCAGGACAGGGGUCGAUUAACCCCUUCGCCAGAUAUAAUUGUCCUCUCCGAUAAUGAGGCAUCCAGUCCCCGUUCCAGCUCUCGUAUGGAAGAAAGACUUAAGGCAGCAAAUCUUGAAAUGUUUAAGGGUAAAAGCAUAGAGGAGCGACAGCAGCUUAUCAAACAGCUUCGGGAUGAGCUACGACUGGAGGAGGCCAGGCUUGUGUUGCUGAAGAAACUGAGGCAAAGUCAGCUGCAGAAGGAGAAUGUGGUGCAGAAGACUCCUGUUGUCCAGAAUGCGGCGUCUAUUGUCCAGCCAUCUCCUGCUCAUGUGGGACAGCAGGGACUGUCCAAGCUUCCCUCCAGGCCCGGAGCUCAGGGGGUUGAGCCUCAGAACUUAAGGACAUUACAGGGUCACAGUGUCAUUAGGUCUGCCACAAAUACGACUCUGCCCCAUAUGCUUAUGUCGCAGCGUGUGAUUGCUCCAAACCCUGCCCAGUUACAAGGGCAGCGUGUUCCUCCUAAACCUGGCCUCAUCCGCACUACAACUCCAAGCAUGAAUCCAGCCAUCAACUACCAACCGCAAUCAAGUUCUUCUGUUCCUUGCCAGCGUACGUCGUCUUCAGCCAUCUAUAUGAAUCUUGCCUCUCACAUCCAGCCUGGCACUGUGAACAGGGUGUCGUCUCCGCUCCCCAGCCCCAGUGCUCUGAACGAUGCCGCCAAUUCCCAGGCAGCUGCCAAGCUUGCCCUGCGCAAGCAGCUGGAAAAGACGCUGCUGGAGAUACCACCCCCAAAGCCGCCCGCGCCCCUGCUUCACUUCCUGCCCAGCGCGGCCAACAGCGAGUUCAUCUACAUGGUGGGGCUGGAGGAGGUGGUGCAAAGUGUUAUCGACAGCCAAGGGAAAAGCUGCGCAUCCCUCCUGCGUGUGGAGCCCUUCGUCUGUGCUCAGUGCCGCACCGACUUCACCCCUCACUGGAAGCAGGAGAAAAACGGGAAGAUCCUGUGUGAGCAAUGCAUGACUUCCAAUCAGAAGAAGGCACUGAAGGCAGAGCACACCAACCGGCUGAAGAACGCCUUUGUGAAGGCUUUGCAGCAGGAGCAGGAAAUCGAGCAGAGGCUACAGCAGCAGGCAGCCUUGUCUCCCACUGCAGCUCCCGCCGUCUCCAGUGUCAGCAAACAAGAGAACAUCAUGAGGCACCACACGCUCCGGCAGGCUCCGCAGCCCCAGAGUACUCUGCAGCGUGGCAUCCCCACCUCUGCCCGCUCGAUGCUUUCCAACUUUGCUCAGGCACCUCAGCUGUCUGUGGCAGGCGGUCUCCUUGGUAUGCCAGGUGUUAACAUUGCAUACCUGAACGCCGGGAUCGGAGGCCACAAAGCAUCGAGUUUGGCGGACCGGCAGCGGGAAUACCUUUUAGAUAUGAUCCCCCCCCGGUCUAUAUCGCAGUCCAUCAGCGGACAGAAAUAACGCCUGUUGACCGUUCCCCUUCCUCCCCACUUCCGUCGCAUGCAGUGCCUGUACUGGUGCCUACCGUACACGGGGAAAAAGACAAAAAAAAAGAAACAAAAAACACAAAAAAACAAACAAAAAAAACCCAUUUCAAACCUUCAGCGACCUGUCCUUUUCCAAACCUUAACUUCUUUGGUUUUCUAUAGCAGUGAGAGGUCACUUCCUUUGCCCGAGGUCAGAACAAUGUCUGCUUGAAAUCAGCACUAUACAUGUGUUAAAGCUUGUUUUAUGCUAUUUUUUGUAAUGACAAAGCAUAGAAUUUUUAAUUGUGUUGUGUUUUGUUUUUGUUUUUUUUUUCCUUUGCUAAAUGGACGGUUAAACAUUUUUUUCCUUUCCAGAGACUUGUAAGGGCAUCCACUCUACAUAAAGUGACCAUUUUUUAAAGGGCAGCCUGUGCUGACUCGCAGGGAAACGGGGGCAAAGAGAUGCCGUGGGCCGGAGCCUGGACCGCCGUCCUCUGCCGCGGGUAGGGCGCUCUCUUUCCUUUGCUCGGCAGGAGCAGGAGACGCUCUACGUCUGGCGUCUCGGCUCGUGCGUGCCGCCCCGCGCCGGUGGUGGACGGCGCCGGGAGCCCCGCCAGCUCCGCCGAUGCGGUGGGACCGGCCGAGCUGGGGCUCCCGCGCGGCCCCGAGAGCCGCCGGCGGGCGCGUGUCGGUCUGACGUGGCGGCACUUCUCGGCGCUCGCAAGCGGAAGACCUAGAGCAGACUGUGAUCGGCCGCGGGGCACGGCGGCCCCGGGCCGCGGCGAGCCCCCUCCUCUCCCCGCCGCGCUGCCGCUCGCUCCGGAGCAGCGCUCGGUCGGAGCUGCCUCCCGCGGCCCCCGGGCAGGAGCUGGGGUCCCAACGGCGGCAGCGACCCCAGAGUGAGAACAAGCGGCAAGAGGCGGCUGAGAAAUGCUCGAUUUGCACUUAACCUUCACACUAACAGGCCCUCCCCUCCUCUUCCUCCUCGCGCCCUCCUCUUCCUCCCUGGAGAACUUUGCAGAGCAGAAACCCCGAGGGCCCGGCGGAGCGGCGGCUCCCCUCGCCCCCGGCCCGCGGGUGCGGAGCAGAGCGAGCGCGUCGCGAUUUGCUGCUUCCGAGGAACCGACCCCUGCAAGUGGCUGGAAGGAGUUUCCUGAGAGUUUGGUGGUGUUUUUUUUCUUUUUUUUUUUUCCUGUUGUUUAAAAAAAAAAAAAUUUACUUGUGCAAUUUUAAGUGCUAAGUCACCCGUGUGGAGUUGCUUCUAUUGGGGGGCCCAGGAGCAUUGGCCCCGGCUGCAGUAGCCGAAAUCUCGCAGCCCGGCGCGGGGGCCCCGGUGGUGGCCGCUCCCCCCUCCCGGCGCCCCCCCCCUUGCUUCAGUGAGCACUUAGGCCCCGGGGGGGGGGGGGGGCUGCCCCCUCCCUCCCUGCCUGGGGCCCUCCAGAGGCAAAAGGAUUUUUUUUUUUAAUUUUGGAAACUAGUGAAGCGUAGUGGCGUAUAUAUAUAUACAUAUAUAUAUAUUUUUUGUGUUUUUGUUUUAAUCUCGUGUAGCUGGCGCGGCUCCCCUCUUCCGCGCCCUCCAGGACAUUGCGAUCCUUCUAAAAUCUCUGUAUCUCCUUCGAUUGCCCCGUCGCCCUUUGACGGAGCACUUGGACUCAUUGCUUCUUCUCCUUGGAUAAACCUGAGAAGGGUUUUUUUGUUGUUGUUGUUUUUUAUCAGCUUGUCCUUCAUCUCCCCGCUCUCCCCCCGAAAGUGGCUCCGCUGCCGCGGCCCCCCCGCCCUCUCCCCCCUCAUUCAAGUGCCAUUUCUCCCCCAGUCAGGUGUUGCCGAGAGGUACGAGGUGACCCGGGCGCGUUGGUUGAGAUUAAAGUCUAAAAAACAAAACAGAAACAAAAAAAAAGUGCAAUACUUAAGGAUGAGUCUCUGCCGCCGGGGCCGGCGCACGCGGCGAGCGGUCGGAGGAGUCGGUGACUCCAUGGUGCUACGCGAAUCGCCCCGGGGAGGGAGCGGAGCCCCUUCCUGCCCCUCGCUCCCGGCCCCCGGUGCCCCCCGGCCCCCCACACCCCGCGCCCGGGGGAGCCCCCCGGCAUCGGCGGCGUUCCCAUGCCGGCGUUCCCGCGCCGGGCCGGGCGCAGCGGGGUCCCUGGGGCGGCCGUUCCCCCCUCCCCGUCCUGCCCGGGGGAGCCGAGGUCCUCGCCGUGUCUGUGAUCUGCACAGGUUACUUUUCUUCUUUUUUUCCCUUUUUUUUGUCCUGACCACAGCGCGUGAACACCCUCCUCCCCCGCGUAGAGUGUCCCCCCUACAGAUGUGAUAUAUGGUAGAGUUUUUUUUUUUUUAAUACAAAAAUAAGGAAAUUUUUUCCUGCUUUUGUUAGCUUUUCUUUUACAGCUAGUUGUAGAUCCGCUUGUGAAAAUGCUUAUUGGGUUUUUGUUUUUUUUCUCUUUUUUUUUUUGUUCCUCCAACGGCAUAACCUGCCCCUUCCUGCCUCUUCUCUAACCUCCCCGUCAUCUCCCCCACCCCGACGAGAUCUUAAUUAGCUUAUGAUAUUGCUGCCGAAAUGUUAUAACAAGGACUCAUUCGUGUAUAUAAGCUAUUUCUUGACACAUUAAAAAAAAAAUUGUACAUUGUGUAGAAAACGAGAAGAAAAAAAAACGAAAAAAAAAAAGCAGAACAGCCUAGCCAUGGAUAUUGUGGAAGUUGUUACGUCCUUUUCGUAGUGUGGCCUCUUGUGUAUGACAUGAACCGUGCAAAAGGGUGGUUUCCGGCGGCUCGGGCGGGUGGGGAGCAGAGCGGGCGGCUGCGGCGGGCCGCGGGCCCCCCCGCCGCGGCAAUGCACUGGUGGCGGCGGCCACCUCCCAAAUCUGUGCCUUUCACACACCCCCGACGGGGACCCCAGGCGCCGCCAGCGCCCCGGCCGGGCCGAGCCGAGCGGAGGCGGGACGGGCCCCCCCGCGCCGGGGGGCCGCAGCGCCGGGGAGCGGGGCCGGGGGGGGCGAGUAUUAUAAACUGUAACUGUAUUUGCACUGUUUUUAUUAUUGCAUUGGCAUAUAUACAAUAUACAUCUAUAACAACCUGCGGUGUGCGGCCUCCUUCAUGUUCCCCCAUGCACGCAGAGGUUCCCCCCCGAGCUCCUCGCCGCCGGGGGGGCGAGCGCCAGGCGGCCCCACGGGGUCCCGGCCCCCCCCGGGCGCCAGCUCCUGGCCCCCCUCCCCGCUGGGGCAGAGGGGUCGUUUUGGGGCGGCGGGGCCGGGUUUGCACCGGGACGGGGCCCCUCGUCCCGCGGCCGGGCGCUGCCCCCUCCCCGCCGCCCGCACGAGUCGCUAAGGAGGAUUUUGGGUGCUGGGGGGGCGGUGGGGCCCUGGCCCUUGCGAUGGCCCCCUGCGAGGGUCGAUCCCCCCCGAGUGGCACCCAAAUCGCUGCCGCCCUCGGCACCGUCCUGCCCUCGUCCCGCUCUGCCGGGGCUUCGGCGGCGGCACAACCCGGCGUCCCUGCGGCGGGAGGGGGACGGUCACCGGCCACGAGUGUCCCGCGAGGGGCCCAGCCGCCUGCAGCCGCGCUAACCGGGGAGGGGGGGGGGCCCGGGAAACCAGGCCUUUUGCACAACUUAAAGGUUUCUUUUUUUUUUGUUUGUUUGGUUUCUUUUUUUUUUUUUUUGCAUUGUGUUUGAAAUCUGGUUCAAAAAGGAAAAAACAAAAAAAAGCUGUUUAAAUACUGCCAACUGAUUAUGCAGUGACUGAUUAAAAAUAAUAAGCUAAUUUUUGGAGAAAGGAUUAAAAAAAAACUUUGUAAUAUUUAUCACUUGCAAGCUAUGUUUAAUAAAGAAAGGAAUGAUUUAUAACUUUU